Messenger RNA from Tigriopus californicus, 2856 nucleotides. RefSeq lists its product as uncharacterized. The transcript has 3 exons. The record is from RefSeq and is a predicted model, not a curated record. NCBI's taxonomy places the organism in Eukaryota, Metazoa, Arthropoda, Copepoda, Harpacticoida, Harpacticidae. Bases 1296 to 2693 code for a protein of 465 amino acids.
UGUUUGGUGGAGCACGUUUUGUUUACUUUUUCCUUUCCCGUCCAAAAACCGGUUCAAUCACGCAAAGGGCGGUCUAGAGAGAAAAGCCGAAAACUCUCUUCCUUUCUUUGGAAUGGAUCCGUGAAUAACGUAAACGAGGAAAGAGAGGAGGAGGAGGAGAAGAAGAAGAAGAAGCAGACGACUACGAGGAAGACCAAGUUGCUCACGAAGGGAUCCGUUUGAGUGGAAUUGGAACAGUGCUUGGAGAAGUUUGUCGACGUGAACACCUCGCUCAGCACUUGACCUCCAUGAUCUUUGUUUGGGAAAGAUUCUGUGAGUUAGGUGUUUGUUCCAAGACUCCCAAGAUCCAAUGCGAGGGAUUGGUGAACCAUCAAGGGGAUCAAGCAAGAGGCAAUUUUGUGCUCGAGGUCAAAUCUUGACUUCAGGUUGAAAAAAGUUGAGUUCCCAUCUCAAGGGAUUUUUAUCGCCGAGAGGGUCCAAAAACAAAAGGAAACCAUGGCAAGGCAUGUUUUGAGGCAGGGAACAAAGACCUUUGCCUUAUGAAGUAAUGCAUUUGGAGCCACAACAAUGUAGAUGAGAAUAGACGAGAAUAGCUCCCAAGGCACGAUAAGUGUGAGCAUCAUUCACUUCACCUUGAGUUGUGCGGGGGAUCUUCUUCUGCGGGUCCAUGAAUGAAUGUGGCGUACAUCUCCAGCUUCUUCUCGAUUACUUCUCCUUCUUCUUCAUCCUCCAUCAUCAAAAAGCCAGUCCCAACUACGAGAGAAAACCCAGCGGCGGUCCUGGGACCAUUAAGCGUAGAGGAUAUUUCUUCUCGUUCCACUCGAUCCUCCUCACCUUUUGCCUCCACGGACUUUGAAUGGGACCCAGACGAACCUUGGGCUCGACUGCUCCUCAGGAAAGAGAGCCUUGGUGGCCUUCGUCAAUCUAAGAGGGAUGUGGCGAAAUGUUGGCAGGAUGCUGGCUGAUCGUUAGUACACAUCAAGAGGAUGAGUCGACCUGCUUCCCGAAUUGGUGCUAUUACUCGGGGUACCCGUGGAACACCGUUGCUUUGGGUGGAAAUGAAAGAAGUGGCUGGGAACUUUUGAUCUCACCUCGGAGAGACAUUUGAGACCAUGCACCAUGAAAAGGACGCGACCGUAAAGAGAGAGUGAGAGAGGGACGAGCUUCUACUGAGAACGGACCUGCCGUUCCAACCGUCCGAGUUCCCAAGACCAACGGCCUUGAGUGUCGAAGCUCUUUACGCCGGCAUAAAUUAAUCGACCCUGUGGGGGACUUGGGAGCAGUAGUGCCACAAGAUGAACUUCUCUUACCCGGACGUAUUUAAUGGGCCUGAUGAAGAUGACUACUUUUCCUAUACGAGUGUCAACAACAUCCACACGAACAUGUCUCCUGCAACUGUGGAACCACCUUCGGCCUUUGAUCUCUCGGUUUACAAGAUGCACAGUGCUCGGAUGGUGGUUAUGGAGAUGGGGAUCGCCUUCUUUGGCAUCGUCUUCAAUUUGAUCGUGCUCAUUUCUAUUCGGGAAAAGGAGUCGCUCCUGAACUCGACCAUUAACGUGGUCUUGGCCAAUUUGUGCUUUGCCAAUCUCGUUUCGGCUGUGUUUGUCAAGUCGAUUGCGGUGAUUUACAACGGAUACGCCGUGGCCGCCGCCCUCUGGGAGGUCAAUUUGGCCUUCUGCACAAUCCACACGAUCACUUUUAGAGCCACUUGGGCCGUGUUUCCUUAUUCGAUUGUGGUGCUGUGCUGGCAUGGACUGAUUCAUCGAGUGGACCGGAUAUUCGGCAAGACGCCCGUCGACAUGGACGACGAGGCUCUCGACGACUCCUCAAGGGCGGCCAUGGCUCGAAUUGGCUUCCAAUCCACCGCCCCAGCGGGUGGGCCACCUCCAUCGGGCAUGGAAAAACAACUCUCCACCGAGUCCGAUCACGAUAAGGCCAGUCUAAGGCCACCCUCCAUGAUCAGCGGAGUCAUGGUCAAACAGAGCUCAAUCGAGGUGAACACGGAAACAGAGGAGAUGCUGCCCAAGAAGAGCAGUUAUCUGGAUGAGGACGAGGACGAGUACAAUGAUGGAUUGACGGCUCGACAAAAGAUCGCCUUGGGAUUCAUUUGGUUCACGUCGGGGGUGUACUCGAUUCUCUCUGACCAAGUCCUGUCCAAGGAGCGAUUUGUUCCAUGUACCUUGAGGCAGGAGCUGCACGAGAAGAUGAACAUGAUCUCAUUGAUUGCAGCCAUCCCUCUGCCCAUUCUGAUUGGACCCAUUCUCUGUCCGAUCAUUCACGUCUUCCUCUCGGUCUGCAGCGUCUGCUGCAAGUCGUUCCUCAAAUCCAAAGGGUACAACAACAACGCUCAACACGCUGAGUCCCCUCAGCCUUUGGACUGCAAGACCAUUUUCAUCGAGUUCAGCCUGAUUGUGAUCUUUAUCUCGAUAUUCCUGGUCACUUACCCCACACAUAUGUACGUGACCGAGGUGUACCUGGCCUCUGUGGAAACCCACUUCGCCUUCAUGGCUUUCAAAUACUGCUUUGGUUGUCUCCACUUGGUGGCCUUGCCCAUUGCCAUCCUCGUGGUCCGCUCAGACAUCCGGAGAGCAGCCACCGAAGUGUACUUGAAGAAGUCCUCGCCCUCGGACAACGAAAUCACUUUUGAGCAACUCCAGACGCAUAUCGGGAUCGGAGUAGAGCCCGGGUCUUAAUGAGAGAAACUGUUAUCAUGACGACUACAACGACGAUGAUGAAAAUGAUGAUGUUAGACGAGUGAAUUAAUGUAUUUAACGCAGGUCCCAUUCUCUCCUGGCUCUCCUUCUCCCAUUACUCCCAAACACCUAACAUCGAGAAUAAAUCAUGAUCCUUUUGGAA